Parascedosporium putredinis is the source of this 981-nucleotide messenger RNA. Lineage: Eukaryota; Fungi; Ascomycota; Sordariomycetes; Microascales; Microascaceae. The record is from the annotation of a GenBank genome assembly.
AUGGUCGAAAAGCUCGUCUCUCUGCUUUAUAGCACCCUCUUCAACCCUUGGGUUGCCAUUCCCGCUGUGACCGGAUACGCACUCAAGAACCCCGAUCAGCUCCGUGUCAUUUUGCGCGGUCGCGAAGCAGCCUUCCUACCCGAGAUCACGGCAUCGCCCGCCGUGAGGAAGGUGCUCUACUGCAUCCUCACAGGGAUCGCCCUCCGCCUCCAGGCCUAUCUGACGCGCCGGGCUCUCAACAAUGGCGUAUCAGACACGUACGAUUGGUCCAAGGAGAUUGUUGUCGUGACGGGCGGCGCGGGCGGGAUUGGCGGCGAGGUGGUUAAGCUCGCUUCGAGGGGUACCAAGGUUGCUGUCAUCGACAUUCUGCCCCUGACGUACCCUAAGCCUCCCAGCGUCGAAUACUACAAGUGCGACUUGACGGACGCGGAUAGUCUCCACCAGGCGGCCGAGGAAAUCCGGGCCAACUGGGGAGACCCGACGGUCCUAUGCGCCAUUGCAGGCAUCGUCCGCGCCAAGGGCAUCCUAGAGCUCACUAAGAGGGAUCUCGACUUAACUUUUGGCGUAAACGCCAUUGCCGUCGCCAUGUGCUACAAGGAGUUUGUUCCCGCCAUGGUUAAGAACAACCACGGACACGUCGUGACCAUGGCCUCUCUCGCAUCCUACCUGCCCUCCUGCAAAAUGGUCGACUACGCCGCAUCCAAGAGCGCCGCCCUCGCCCUCCACGAGGGCCUCCAGACCGAGCUCCGCCACGUCUACAAGGCCCCCAAGGGCCUCACGCCCCCGCUGACGCCCGAGCUCGUGGCCUCCCACGUCGUCGACGCGCUCUGGUCUGGCGAGGCGCGCCACAUCGAGCUGCCCUGGCUUACGAAACUGACUAUGAUGCCGAUCAAGGGGUCGCCGCCGUUUUGGAGGAUCGCGAUGCAGGACUUGGUCAAGGAUAGCAUGUCGUCUUUUGGCGGGCGGAAGGUCAUGGAUUGA